Messenger RNA from Elephantulus edwardii (Cape elephant shrew), 3443 nucleotides. RefSeq names its product vinculin (gene VCL). Gene Ontology annotation, cellular component: actin cytoskeleton. The transcript is spliced from 22 exons. The record is from RefSeq and is a predicted model, not a curated record. The coding region runs from base 57 to 3443 and encodes 1128 amino acids. Gene Ontology annotation, molecular function: structural molecule activity; actin filament binding. Gene Ontology annotation, biological process: cell adhesion. NCBI's taxonomy places the organism in Eukaryota, Metazoa, Chordata, Mammalia, Macroscelidea, Macroscelididae.
CGCCGCGGAUCCCCUCUUUCUGUUGCCUGCGGUUCGCCGCCCCGUUCGCCGCCGCGAUGCCGGUGUUUCACACGCGCACGAUCGAGAGCAUCCUGGAGCCGGUGGCGCAGCAGAUCUCGCACCUGGUGAUCAUGCACGAGGAGGGCGAGGUGGACGGCAAAGCCAUCCCUGACCUCACCGCGCCCGUGGCGGCCGUGCAGGCGGCCGUCAGCAACCUCGUCCGGGUUGGAAAAGAGACUGUGCAGACCACUGAGGAUCAGAUCUUGAAGAGAGACAUGCCACCAGCAUUUAUUAAGGUUGAGAAUGCUUGCACCAAGCUGGUCCAGGCAGCCCAGAUGCUGCAGGCAGACCCUUACUCAGUACCUGCUCGAGAUUAUCUGAUCGACGGAUCAAGAGGCAUCCUCUCUGGCACUUCUGACCUGCUCCUUACCUUCGACGAGGCUGAGGUUCGUAAAAUUAUUAGAGUAUGCAAAGGAAUUUUGGAAUAUCUUACGGUGGCAGAAGUGGUGGAGACAAUGGAAGAUCUGGUCACUUACACGAAGAAUCUUGGACCAGGAAUGACGAAGAUGGCCAAGAUGAUUGACGAGCGACAGCAGGAGCUCACACACCAGGAACACCGUGUGAUGCUGGUGAACUCCAUGAACACUGUCAAAGAGCUGCUGCCUGUUCUCAUUUCAGCUAUGAAGAUUUUUGUGACAACUAAAAAUUCAAAAAACCAAGGAAUAGAAGAAGCUUUGAAAAAUCGCAACUUCACCGUAGAAAAGAUGAGUGCUGAAAUUAACGAGAUCAUUCGUGUAUUACAACUUACUUCUUGGGAUGAAGAUGCCUGGGCCAGCAAGGACACAGAAGCCAUGAAGAGAGCACUGGCAUCCAUAGACUCCAAACUGAACCAGGCCAAGGGCUGGCUCCGUGACCCCAGCGCCUCCCCAGGCGAUGCCGGUGAGCAGGCCAUCAGACAGAUCUUGGAUGAGGCUGGAAAAGUUGGUGAACUCUGUGCGGGCAAGGAGCGCAGGGAAAUCCUGGGUACCUGCAAGAUGCUGGGGCAGAUGACGGACCAGGUGGCUGACCUCCGCGCCAGAGGACAAGGUGCCUCUCCGGUGGCCAUGCAGAAAGCCCAGCAGGUGUCCCAGGGUCUGGACGUGCUCACAGCCAAAGUGGAGAACGCAGCCCGGAAGCUGGAAGCAAUGACAAACUCAAAGCAGAGCAUCGCUAAGAAGAUUGAUGCUGCUCAGAAUUGGCUUGCUGAUCCAAAUGGUGGACCAGAAGGAGAAGAACAGAUUCGAGGAGCUUUGGCCGAAGCUCGGAAAAUAGCAGAAUUAUGUGAUGAUCCUAAAGAAAGAGAUGACAUUCUUCGCUCCCUUGGAGAAAUAUCUGCUCUGACUUCUAAAUUAGCAGAUCUACGAAGACAGGGAAAAGGAGAUUCUCCUGAGGCCCGGGCACUGGCCAAGCAGGUGGCCACGGCCCUGCAGAACAUGCAGACCAAAACCAACAGGGCUGUGGCCAACAGCAGACCUGCCAAAGCUGCCGUGCACCUUGAAGGCAAGAUUGAGCAAGCCCAGCGGUGGAUUGAUAAUCCCACAGUGGAUGACCGGGGCGUAGGUCAAGCAGCCAUCCGGGGCCUUGUGGCCGAAGGGCAUCGUCUGGCUAAUGUCAUGAUGGGGCCUUAUCGCCAAGAUCUUCUUGCGAAGUGUGACCGAGUGGACCAGCUGACGGCACAGCUGGCUGACCUGGCUGCCAGAGGGGAGGGGGAGAGUCCUCAGGCCAGAGCUCUUGCAUCUCAGCUCCAAGACUCCUUAAAGGAUCUGAAAGCCCAGAUGCAGGAGGCCAUGACCCAGGAGGUGUCGGAUAUUUUCAGUGAUACCACAACUCCCAUUAAGCUGCUGGCAGUGGCAGCCACUGCGCCCCCUGAUGCUCCUAAUAGGGAAGAGGUAUUUGAUGAGAGGGCAGCUAACUUCGAAAACCAUUCAGGUAGACUUGGUGCCACUGCUGAGAAGGCGGCCGCCGUUGGGACUGCAAAUAAAUCCACAGUGGAGGGCAUUCAGGCGUCGGUGAAGACAGCACGAGAGCUCACACCCCAGGUCGUCUCAGCUGCUCGCAUCUUACUUCGGAACCCUGGAAACCAAGCCGCUUACGAGCAUUUUGAGACUAUGAAGAACCAGUGGAUUGAUAAUGUGGAAAAAAUGACAGGGCUGGUGGACGAAGCCAUCGAUACCAAAUCUCUGUUGGAUGCUUCUGAAGAAGCCAUUAAAAAGGACCUGGACAAGUGUAAAGUGGCCAUGGCCAACAUUCAGCCUCAGAUGCUGGUUGCUGGGGCUACCAGCAUCGCUCGUCGGGCCAACCGGAUCCUGCUGGUGGCCAAGCGAGAAGUGGAGAAUUCAGAGGACCCCAAGUUCCGCGAGGCUGUGAAAGCUGCGUCUGAUGAGCUGAGCAAAACCAUCUCCCCGAUGGUGAUGGAUGCAAAGGCCGUCGCUGGCAAUAUUUCUGACCCUGGCCUACAGAAGAGCUUCCUGGACUCGGGCUAUCGGAUCCUGGGAGCUGUGGCCAAGGUCAGAGAAGCCUUCCAGCCUCAGGAGCCUGACUUCCCACCUCCUCCUCCAGACCUUGAACAGCUCCGUCUAACAGAUGAGCUCGCUCCUCCCAAACCACCUCUGCCUGAAGGUGAGGUCCCUCCACCCAGGCCCCCGCCGCCAGAGGAGAAAGAUGAAGAAUUUCCCGAGCAGAAAGCUGGGGAAGCCAUUAACCAGCCAAUGAUGAUGGCUGCCAGGCAGCUCCAUGAUGAAGCUCGCAAAUGGUCCAGCAAGCCGGGUCACCCAGCUGCUGAGGUGGGUAUAGGUGUUGGUGAUGCUGCUGGGUUCCCUGUCCCCCCUGACAUGGAAGAUGAUUAUGAACCUGAGCUGCUGCUAAUGCCAUCCAAUCAGCCGGUCAACCAGCCCAUUCUGGCGGCGGCUCAGUCAUUGCAUCGGGAAGCCACCAAGUGGUCUAGUAAGGGCAAUGACAUCAUUGCGGCAGCCAAGCGUAUGGCUCUGCUGAUGGCUGAAAUGUCUCGGCUGGUGAGAGGGGGCAGUGGCACUAAGCGGGCACUGAUCCAAUGUGCCAAGGACAUCGCCAAGGCCUCGGAUGAGGUGACUCGGUUGGCUAAGGAAGUUGCCAAGCAGUGCACAGAUAAGCGUAUUAGAACAAACCUCUUACAGGUAUGCGAGCGAAUUCCCACCAUCAGUACCCAGCUCAAGAUCCUGUCCACGGUGAAGGCCACCAUGCUGGGCCGGACCAACAUCAGCGAUGAGGAAUCAGAGCAGGCCACAGAGAUGCUGGUUCACAAUGCCCAGAACCUUAUGCAGUCUGUGAAGGAGACUGUGCGAGAGGCAGAAGCAGCUUCAAUCAAAAUCCGAACAGAUGCUGGAUUUACACUGCGCUGGGUCAGAAAGACUCCCUGGUAUCAGUAG